Triticum turgidum subsp. durum (durum wheat) is the source of this 1890-nucleotide messenger RNA. Lineage: Eukaryota; Viridiplantae; Streptophyta; Magnoliopsida; Poales; Poaceae. The record is from the annotation of a GenBank genome assembly.
AUGCUCCACGCCGCACGGAGGCGGACACCGCCGCUCCCUGCCAGGCUCGCCGCCGCCUUCUUCGCCGCCAAGCCCCAGCCCCAGCCGCCCGCCCUGUCGCCGCAGAUCGUCGAGGCCGCCGUAUCCCGCUGCCCUUCCGACGCCCUCGCGCUCUCCUUCUUCCUCUGGUGCGCCCGCCGCCCCGCCUACUUCCACCCGCCCUCGUCCUUCGACCGCGUCCUCCCUGCCGCCACGCGCCUCGCGUCUCGCCUCGCGUCCCGCCUCGGCACCGCCCCCGCGCUCCUCCGCGAGCUCCAGAGCCUCGGCUGCCCCAUCAGGCCCCACACCUUCCUGCUCCUGCUCAGGCUCUACUGGCGCGGCGGCCUGUACCCGCUCGUGCUCCACCUGUUCGACGAAAUGCCCCGCUGGGGCUUCCACCACAACGCCUUCGCGCGCAAUGUCGUCCUCGACGUACUGCUCAGGACCGGCUGCGUCGAUGAUGCGUUGCGCUUCGUGCAGGGCAACCCGUCGCCCAACUACCUCACCUAUGCCAUUGUCCUGACUCAUCUCUCCAGAGCCAGGGAUUGGUCAGGGUUGCGCGUCUGUUUCACAGCUAUGCUGAGCCAAGGUUUUCUCCCCAGCGCCACUUCUCUCGCCUCGGUCUUUGCCUGUUGCAGUAAGGCUGGUACCAUGGCCGAGCUACAACAGCUGCUGUCCUAUGCGCUUGUCUCGGGCCAGCAGCUCAGUCCGGCCAUGUGGACGUGUCUCAUCGCUCGUAUGUGCAGUGAGGGAAGGCUAGAUGAGGCCUGUAAAACUCUUGGAAAUAUGGUGCGUUCUGGCUCUUCACCAACAGUGGUGACUUACACACCGCUUGUCAGAGGUCUCUUCCGAGCUGGGAGGCAUGACAUUGCCAGUGAGCUGCUGGGAUCCAUGGCAUCCGACGGUUGCACCCCAGACCUUGUUAUGUAUAAUGUUCUGAUGGACUGCAUGAUGAGGGAGAGGAGGUACGAUGAGGCCAUAUACAUCUACCUACAUCUUCAUGGGAGCCAGAUAAAGCCGGAUGCAUACACUUUGUCUACUUUGGUUCAGGUAUUGCAGUUGUCACGGAACAUAGAUCUUCUCCCUAGGUUAAUCCUGGGCUUGGAUAUCUCUUAUGAUCUUGUGGCUUGCAAUUCUAUGCUGAGUGCUCUGUGCAAGUCAGGGUUUCCAUCCGAAGCCCUUCAGUUCUACAUCGAUAUGAUUGGUUUGGGCAUCAGGCCAGACAGCUACAGUUAUGUUGGAUUGUUGGAUAGUUUGUGUCACUUGGGAAGGAUAGAUCAUGCAGUCAACCUCUACCGCAGUGUUGUCACAAGCAAUCCUGAUUCAGACGCUUACGUCCAUGCAGCCAUCCUCCGUGGCCUUGUUAGAAGGGGCCAGAACAUAAUGGCAUUUAGGAUUCUCAGGGAGGCUGUGCGUCAAAAUUAUGCACUUGAUACCGUGUGCUACACCAUUGUUCUGCAUGGUCUAUUCCGAGGUCAUUUUGUUCAAGAGGCUUGUGAUUUAUUUGACAAGAUGAAGGAUUCAGGUGUUGCUUCCAACACUUGUACAUACAAUGUAAUGCUUCGUGGACUGUGUAGAGCCAGGGAUAUGCUUGCAGUCACGCAGUUACUAACAGAAAUGGAAGGCGCCAAUGUUCACAUGGAUAGUACCUCAUUCAACGUGGUAGUUGUGCUCUUAGUCAAAUUGCAGCGCAUCAGUUCGGCAACAGCUUUGAUCAGAGAAAUGCUCAAUCUAGGCAUGAAACUUAACACCAAAACUUGCUGGUUACUUUCUCAAUCAAUUGGUCAUAGAUUCGUUUUGGAGGAUUCUAUCAGUGCUGAAAGUGAUGUGUCUGACUCAACAUGCGAUCUGCUUGUAUGCUCAGCUUCAUAG